Molecule: messenger RNA, 4121 nt
Organism: Rhineura floridana
Lineage: Eukaryota; Metazoa; Chordata; Lepidosauria; Squamata; Rhineuridae
Gene: ATP1A1
Product: ATPase Na+/K+ transporting subunit alpha 1
Exons: 23
Coding region: 782-3850 (1022 amino acids)
Biological process (GO): sodium ion export across plasma membrane; proton transmembrane transport; potassium ion import across plasma membrane
Cellular component (GO): membrane
Molecular function (GO): ATP binding; ATP hydrolysis activity; P-type sodium:potassium-exchanging transporter activity
Source: RefSeq, a predicted model, not a curated record
CUUUCGGACACGAAAUGAGCAAGAGAAUGGUCUUGCGUGUAAACCUAUACUGGGAAUAGCCCCUAUUUAUAUUCACGCGAACAAACGUUCGUCUUUUGUCAACAGGGUCACUUGUUUGAACUUAUGUGCAAAAAACAGUAGUUCACCUACAAGAAAACGUGCGUUGCUAUGGCAGAGUAAAUAAUUUAAGGCUGCCCACCCAUACACAAAUUUGGGAGCGAGUUCCAUGAAAGCUUAAUAUUAUAUAUAUUUAAUACCUCGGUUGACAAAGACGAAAGUUGCUGUAUACAGGUCAAAAUUGCGGUCAGUUGGGGAGCUGAUGUACAGCGACUGGAGAUUACGAAGGGCGGGCGCAAACAACAUCCUGUCCACAAGGCAAGGGUUUUUGCUUCAGGGGAUUCUGAAGAGAAUUCACCCCACCACUGCGCAAAUAAAAUGGGGCGCUUCGGCGUGCGACGAAGAAAGGCCCUUCUGGUUCGCUGAAGCCAACAUUACCAGACGUUUUUCCUUCUCCCCGCCCUUUCUCGACUAGGUGGAGCCAUUGUUCCUUAGGGCGGGGCGGACGAGCCUGAGCCAGCUAGGUUUAUGCAGCGCGCAGGAGGACUGGCUCGGCCACUUUGACUCUGCUCCGCUAGCGCGCAGGCAAGCAGCCGGCACGGAAGAGGGGCCCCCCGAAGAGCAUUCAACAGCCGGCCCUUUCGUUCGCUUGCAGCGCUUACACGUGGCAGUCGCUUCACCGCAGAGACCCAAGACCAGCUUCGGAAAGAAGGACGUCGGCACUAUGGGCAAAGGGGCUGGACGUGACAAGUAUGAGCCUGCAGCAACAUCUGAGCAUGGAGCCAAGAAGAAAAAGGGGAAGAAAGAAAAGGAUAUGGACGAACUGAAAAAGGAAGUUUCACUGGAUGAUCACAAACUCACUCUUGAUGAACUUCAUCGGAAAUAUGGAACAGACCUCAGCCGGGGUCUGACUCCUGCACGGGCCACGGAGAUCUUGGCUCGUGAUGGCCCCAACGCUCUCACCCCCCCUCCCACAACCCCAGAAUGGGUUAAAUUUUGUCGGCAGCUAUUUGGGGGCUUCUCCCUUCUGCUGUGGAUUGGAGCUAUUCUUUGUUUCCUGGCAUAUGGUAUUCAAGCUGCAACAGGGGAGGAGGCAAAUAAUGACAAUUUGUAUCUGGGUGUUGUGCUUGCUGCUGUCGUCAUCAUAACCGGCUGUUUCUCUUACUACCAAGAAGCAAAGAGUUCAAAGAUCAUGGAGUCCUUCAAAAACAUGGUGCCUCAGCAAGCUUUGGUGAUCCGAAAUGGGGAGAAGAUGAGCAUCAAUGCUGAAGGGGUGGCUGUUGGAGACCUAGUGGAGGUGAAAGGAGGUGACAGAAUCCCAGCUGAUCUGAGAAUUAUUUCAGCUCAUGGUUGUAAGGUGGAUAACUCUUCACUCACUGGUGAAUCGGAACCUCAGACUAGAUCUCCAGACUUCACAAAUGAGAAUCCACUGGAGACAAGAAAUAUUGCUUUCUUCUCUACCAACUGUGUUGAAGGCACAGCCCGCGGCAUAGUCAUUAACACUGGCGAUCGUACUGUAAUGGGCCGCAUUGCCACAUUGGCCUCUGGACUGGAAGGGGGGCGGACGCCCAUUGCCAUGGAGAUUGAGCACUUUAUCCACAUCAUUACUGGCGUGGCUGUGUUCCUUGGAGUUUCCUUCUUCGUCCUUUCACUGAUCCUUGAGUACACGUGGCUGGAGGCUGUUAUCUUUCUUAUUGGGAUCAUUGUUGCCAAUGUCCCCGAGGGUUUGCUUGCUACAGUCACAGUAUGUCUAACACUAACUGCCAAGCGCAUGGCUCGUAAAAAUUGUCUCGUGAAGAAUUUGGAAGCUGUGGAAACUCUGGGCUCUACAUCUACAAUCUGCUCUGACAAAACUGGCACCCUGACUCAGAACCGCAUGACAGUUGCUCACAUGUGGUUUGAUAACCAAAUCCAUGAAGCUGAUACUACAGAAAACCAAAGUGGUGCCUCUUUUGACAAGACAUCUCCCUCUUGGACCGCUUUAGCUAGGAUCGCAGGACUGUGCAACCGUGCUGUGUUUCAGGCCAACCAAGAAAAUGUUCCUAUUCUGAAGAGGUCAGUGGCCGGCGAUGCUUCUGAAUCUGCACUCCUCAAAUGCAUUGAACUGUGCUGUGGGUCUGUCAGGGACCUGAGAGAGAAGAACUCCAAGGUGGUGGAGAUUCCAUUUAACUCGACCAACAAAUACCAACUUUCAAUCCACAAGAACGCAAACCCAUCAGAGUCACGGUACCUGCUUGUGAUGAAAGGAGCUCCAGAGAGAAUCCUGGACCGUUGCAGCACCAUCCUGAUCCAUGGGAAAGAGCAGCCCUUAGACGAAGAGGCUAAAGAUGCGUUUCAGAAUGCCUACCUUGAGUUAGGAGGCCUGGGGGAGAGAGUACUGGGCUUUUGUCACCUCGCCCUGCCCGAUGAGCAGUUCCCUGAAGGUUUCCAGUUUGACACAGAUGAAGUGAACUUCCCCGUAGAGAAGCUCUGUUUUGUUGGGUUGAUUUCUAUGAUUGAUCCACCUCGGGCAGCUGUGCCUGAUGCUGUUGGUAAAUGCAGAAGUGCUGGAAUAAAGGUUAUCAUGGUGACAGGAGACCAUCCGAUCACAGCUAAAGCUAUUGCCAAGGGCGUUGGCAUAAUCUCUGAAGGCAAUGAGACAGUGGAAGACAUUGCUCUCCGUCUCAACAUUCCAGUCAGCCAGGUCAACCCCAGAGAUGCCAAAGCCUGUGUAAUUCAUGGCUCUGAUUUGAAAGACAUGACCAGUGAGCAGCUAGAUGGAAUUCUGAGACAUCAUACAGAAAUAGUUUUCGCCAGAACUUCACCUCAGCAGAAGCUUAUCAUUGUGGAAGGCUGCCAACGGCAGGGUGCCAUUGUAGCUGUUACAGGUGAUGGUGUGAACGAUUCCCCUGCUUUGAAGAAAGCAGACAUUGGUGUUGCUAUGGGUAUUGCUGGGUCUGAUGUCUCUAAGCAGGCAGCUGACAUGAUUCUGCUGGAUGACAACUUUGCCUCUAUUGUCACUGGAGUUGAAGAGGGCCGCCUGAUUUUUGAUAACCUGAAGAAGUCAAUUGCUUACACCUUGACCAGUAACAUUCCCGAGAUUACUCCAUUCCUCAUCUUCAUCGUUGCCAACAUCCCCCUACCACUGGGCACAGUUACCAUCCUGUGCAUUGACUUGGGCACUGAUAUGGUUCCUGCAAUCUCUCUGGCAUACGAGCAAGCUGAAAGUGACAUCAUGAAGAGACAGCCCAGAAACCCCAAGACAGACAAACUGGUAAACGAACGGUUGAUCAGCAUGGCUUAUGGUCAGAUUGGAAUGAUCCAAGCAUUGGGAGGCUUCUUCACCUAUUUCGUGAUCCUUGCUGAGAAUGGCUUCUUGCCAUCUACCUUGUUGGGGAUUAGAGUGUUAUGGGAUGACCGAUGGGUUAAUGAUGUGGAGGACAGUUAUGGACAGCAAUGGACUUAUGAGCAACGGAAAAUUGUGGAAUUUACUUGUCACACAGCUUUCUUUGUCAGCAUUGUGGUGGUGCAGUGGGCAGACUUGGUUAUCUGUAAGACCAGAAGGAAUUCUGUUUUCCAGCAAGGAAUGAAGAACAAGAUCUUAAUAUUUGGUCUCUUUGAAGAGACUGCCUUGGCUGCCUUCCUCUCUUACUGCCCUGGAAUGGAUGUUGCCUUGAGGAUGUAUCCUCUCAAACCAACAUGGUGGUUCUGUGCCUUCCCCUACUCUCUCCUCAUCUUUGUGUACGAUGAAGUGAGAAAACUCAUUAUCAGACGCAGCCCUGGAGGCUGGGUGGAAAAGGAAACCUACUACUAAAGUAAUACUGGACCAGAUGUGGCUGCCCUCCAACGCUUCGCUGCUGUGUGAGCUUCUAGAAUUGCAGGCAGAUGGAACCCUCGAAGGACGGAAGCAAGUGGCGGGUGACGGCUGGAAGAAUCACGGAGCAGGGAGGGAUGGGGGGGGCAAAUGCAGUCCAGGGCGAGGGCAGAAGAUGGGAGUAGUUUUUAAUGUGCCUUUUUGUUUUUGUAAGAAACACAAUAAGAUUUUAUAUCUGGACUUUUACAAAUAAAGAUGGAUCAUAAGAAGA